Bemisia tabaci is the source of this 2964-nucleotide messenger RNA. RefSeq lists its product as uncharacterized. NCBI's taxonomy places the organism in Eukaryota, Metazoa, Arthropoda, Insecta, Hemiptera, Aleyrodidae. The record is from RefSeq and is a predicted model, not a curated record.
GUUAUCCUCUUCUCAGCCUCUGCUUGUAACUAGGUAACAAGCAGACCUUCAAAUUGAUAAUGAAAGAAAAAGGCUUUUCCCACUUUUUUCCUCUUGGAACUGUCACGUUGAGUCAAAAUGAUGGAGUUCAAAAUUAUUACUGUGAAAAUUUUUAAGCAGUCUUCACCAAUUUCAGCUGCCCUACAAAAAUUUAACUGCUCUCCAAGUAAACUGCUCAAGAAGAUGAACUCCAGAAGUGCUUCAAAUGGAUUCUUAUGGCGUGUUUUAACUAGCACACGACACGGAUCACAUGCAGUGCAAACCUCCAAUUUUUUGAGCCACAGUACUACGAAACCAUAUGGUGAUCAAAAUCUGCCAACAUCGUUCAUUAAGACUGAAACAUUGGAUUUUCCCCGCCUACUGGGAGUAAGAAGUCCUGACAUAAUGCUAAUGGUGAAACUUGAGAACUAUGACAUAGCUGAAACACCACACAUAAAAUUUUUAGAGGACAAAACUAACAGUUCUACGUCCUAUCUUGUCUCUAUUUGCUGUCUAAUAAGAAAUGCCUUUAAAAACUUCAGCCUCUGGGAUCUAGCAAGUUUCGUAAGCAGUGCGAAAAAGUUUAAACUCGCGAAUCCACCUGCAGAAGCUACCUCUGUAACAAUAAUUAGGGACAAUGAAACAGAUCCCUACACAAUGGAGGAGACAGUCAAUCAAAUUAUCAAUCGCUCGAUGAGACCUGUUGACACACUGAAUUCCCCUGUGGUGCUAUUUAAAAAAACGUCAAGGGCCGACUGUCGUGACAAAGGAGGAAAACAGAGCGACACGGGAAAUGCAAAGGAAUGUGAAGCAGGCGAUACUUCGAAUUCUGAUAAAAACAAAACUCCCGAGAGAAAAGACGGCACAAAAUCGGACUCAGGCCAUGAGUCUGCUGAGGAUCCAUCACCUUCAAAAUGUGAACCCGGAUUCUGUCAGUUUCCAAACGAGAAAUUUACACUGAGAUGUCCAGACACCCAGCCACCUGCAAAUUGCUCGAACUGCGGAGCAUUUUCACCUGGUAAAAGCACGGCUUCAGGUGAGAGCGCAUGUUCAAGGGAGCCAUCUUGCUCUUCACCCUCAUCAGGUUGCCAAUCUCCUGGCUCAGGUUCUCUAUCACCGGAGAGAAUCGUAUCAGGUUCAUCUUCAGGAGAAUGCCCUAAUAGAUGCUCUCCUCCAGGCACACCUGCAUCUUCUUAUUCAGGGUCUCCGAGAUCAAGCUCAACUCAUGGUAGUUGCCGUAGCUGCCUUACACCAGGUUCAUCAGCAGCAUCUGCUAGGUCUCGUUCGUCUGCUAGAAGUUCAAAUUCAAAUAGAUCGAAUGCUUCAUCAGUGAGAAGUUUAGAGGAAAUACCUAACUUCCCUGAGGAGGGCGGCUGGGCCUCUUUGCCCGACGACAUCGACGCAGGUUUAGAGGAAGAAAUGUGCGAGAGAAAUCGACCCAGAGAUGAUUAUUGGGACCGUUGGAGGCGUCCUGUGCAAUCUCAAUCUCGUAAUCCCCCUCCACAGGCGAAUUACUACCCAAGACUUUACUAUGAAGAAGUAACUUAUGAGCCAUCUCCAGAACCAUCUGCACCAAGACAGAAAAGUCCCCCCUUCAGAGUAUACGAAGACCCCGAGGGUUAUGAGCCGGCUAGCUCUAUACACCGUUCUCGAACGUCUCGCGGCAUGCCUUCUCCUAUCUCUGUUGAAGGAUCUGCCAGAGUUAAUCCAAUGAGAAGUUAUAACUCUCCGCCUUUGCACGGUCCGGAUUCAAGCAAUAGGGCUGUGAGAGUUCGCCGAAGGGUUGAGUACCUUCCACUUGACAACCCUCCACGGCGUACUUCAACUCCUACAACCGCGCCUCAAAAUCUACCUCCCGGUAGAGUGAGAAGAAAUCUUCUUCAUGACUUAUCCGACUCGGAAUCUCCUGUAACAAGUUCCUUGCAUCCCCCAUUCGAAAUUUCUCCUGAACCAUUCAUACCGCGUACUAGAAGAAGAAGCGAAGUCUUAGUUUUUUCGGAUGACGAAGAGGCAGGCCCAUCGUGUAGAUCUCCCACACCUGGAGACACUAGCUGGCAACGGCGUUCCCCACUUGUUUUCUCGGAUGACGAAGAGGCAGGCCCAACGUGUAGGUCUCCCACACCUGGAACCACUAGCUGGCGACGACGUUCCCCACUUGUUUUCUCGGAAGAUGAAGAGGCAGGCCCAUCGUGUAGAUCUCCCACACCUGGUUCUGGACGUCGGCUUGUUUUCUCUCCAGAACCUACAACAACCCUUAGCCGGCAACGACGUUCCCCACUCGUAUUCUCGGAGGAUGAAGAUGAGGACGCAGGGCAGGUGAUGCUCGUCCGUGAGACUGUAACAACUUGCGAUGAAAAUAAUACUUGCGUUGAGGAACAGCGAGAAACCACUGUUAGCCGACGAGAAUUCACUAAUAAUGGAUGUCAUCCGGUCGGAACACCAGUGGUAAAAACCGAAGUGGUGAAAACAAUCCCUGGCGAUGGUAAUGGCUGCAGUCCCUCUGGCUCGGGUAAUCACAAUUCACCGCACACUCCUUACUCAGAUGGAAAAAAAAAAACUUCGAUAAUUGACCUGGCUGGUUUGCAAAGUGCUGACCUCUAUGUGAGCGAUAGAGAGCAUUUGCAAUCUUAUAAUUUUUGUCGCAGUUGCCUACCUUCAAUUUCUGAUGACUUCAUCUCGCACCCAUUUAAAACAGUAUCAAGCAACGGCAAAGCAAUAGCUGGAAAGCUCAUCUGGGACCAAGCAUUAUUAGUUCUAAAAAAUUAUACUUUCAACUGCCAUGUUGGCCAUAAAAAGAAAUUGCACAGUUGUACUUUUGAUAAUUACACGCUUCCUUUGUUUGCACUUCGUUUGGUUUGUUCUGUAGUGCAAGCAUUAAGUCUGCGUUCUGACAAGAGACGAAAAAUGCAGAGGCUAGUUGAAGAGCUGUAAAAUUCGUUUAUGGGA